AUGAACCACGGGAACGGGAUGUUGAAUUCUGUCAAGGUGGAGAGCCGGCUGUCAAUGGGCGCUGCCAAUGGCCAGCCUAGGCCGAUGGAUGUGCUCCAUGACGGCGGUCCGCCGCCGUUCCUUACCAAGACGUACGACAUGGUUGAUGACCCAACCACGGAUGCCGUUGUGUCGUGGAGCGCCACCAACAAUAGCUUCAUAGUUUGGGAUCCUCAUAUAUUUGGGACGGUGCUGCUGCCAAGGUACUUCAAGCACAACAACUUCUCCAGCUUCGUUCGGCAGCUCAACACUUAUGGCUUCAGAAAGGUGGAUCCUGACAGAUGGGAAUUUGCUAAUGAGGAGUUUCUGAGAGGUCAGAGGCACCUUCUCAAAAACAUUAGGCGUCGGAAACCUCCACAUUCAUCUCCAAGUCAACAAUCUCUUGGCUCUUACCUUGAGGUAGGGCACUUCGGGUAUGAAGAAGAGAUUGAUCAGCUGAAGAGGGACAAACAGCUCUUGAUGGCUGAAGUAGUGAAGCUGAGGCAGGAGCAGCAAAAUACAAAGUCAGAUCUACAGGCCAUGGAAGAGAAAUUACAAGAUACUGAGCAGAAGCAACAGCAGAUGAUGGCAUUCAUGGCUCGAGUCAUGCAGAACCCUGAGUUCAUGCGACAGCUGAUCUCCCAACGUGAGAUGAGGAAGGGGCUUGAUGCCAUCUCAAAGAAAAGAAGGCGCCGCAUUGAUCAGGGACCUGAAGCUGAUAGCAUGGGCACUGGUUCUAGCCUGGAGCAAGGGUCUCAGGCAGUGUUUGAACCUGCUGGAGCUGGUCGAAUCACUUGCCAAUGGUGUGCCAUCUGA
Molecule: messenger RNA, 834 nt
Organism: Miscanthus lutarioriparius
Lineage: Eukaryota; Viridiplantae; Streptophyta; Magnoliopsida; Poales; Poaceae
Source: the annotation of a GenBank genome assembly